Messenger RNA from Solea senegalensis (Senegalese sole), 5493 nucleotides. Its product is annotated as RNA-binding protein 15-like. Lineage: Eukaryota; Metazoa; Chordata; Actinopteri; Pleuronectiformes; Soleidae. Gene Ontology annotation, biological process: regulation of alternative mRNA splicing, via spliceosome. The record is from RefSeq and is a predicted model, not a curated record. Bases 155 to 2740 code for a protein of 861 amino acids. Gene Ontology annotation, cellular component: nucleus. Gene Ontology annotation, molecular function: mRNA binding. The transcript is spliced from 2 exons.
CUGUACAGUACUCCAACAUGGCGGAGAGGUCGCGUAACUGAGAGUGCAGUUUAAGCCCCCAGAGAAGUUCGCAGAGUUGGUGUACCUUUCAGCCGCAAAGAGUGCAUUUGUAAGCGGAUUGUCGUGUGUGGACUGCUGCUAUCGGAUCACGGACAUGAAGGGGAAAGAGCGUUCGCCGGUGAAAAAACGCUCCCGGGCGCCAGAGGAGAGUAGAGACCGAGGAGGGAGUCACCCAAGCGGGAAGAAGCUGUCGACGGUUGGUAGCAACAGCAGCAACGGCUCCGGUCAGAGCGGAGCUUCUUCCAGGAGAAGUUUACACAGCGAGAAAAGAGACGCGAGGGAAAUGGACGGACACAACUCCUUUAGCCGGAACGGCGGCGGCGGCAGCAGCAGCAGCAGCAGCGGCGGCUACGACUACAGAGUCAUGUCGGCGAACAAGCCGCACGUUGUCGCUGACGUCUCCGCGGAAGCACCGAGGUCCUCUUCACGCAGCGACCCGCGGCCUCCGCUGAACCCAGAGAGUGAGUACAAGACUCUUAAAAUAAGUGAGCUGGGCUCCGAGCUGAACGACGAGGACAUAGAGGACGGACUGUUUCACGAGUUCAAGAGGUUCGGGGACGUGAGUAUCAAAAUAAGUCGAGAAAACGACCAGAGGGUGGCGUUUGUGAACUUCAGGAGGCCCGAUGACGCCCGGGCGGCGAAACACGCCCGCGGAAAGCUGGUGCUGUACGACCGCCCUCUCAAAAUAGAGACCGUUUACAUGAACAGACGUAGAAGUCGCUCCCCUGUUUCAAAAGACAAUUUCCCCACAGGACACAGACACGUCCCCUCUCAGAGACAGCUGUCUCCCACUGGUUUGGGGUACAGAGACUACCGGCUCCAACAGCUGGCCCUGGGUCGUCUCCCUGUUCCUCCUCCUCCCCCUCCCCCUCCUCCCCCUCCUGCACCACCUCACAUUAGAAACCUGGAACGAGAGAGAGACUUUUCUAUGUAUGAGGCCAGAAACCGGCCACAUUUUGUCCCCGAAUGUGCCGUUUUCCGUGAUGAGGACGCUGUCAUGCCCGAGGAUGACCAGAGGGCCAACAGGACUUUGUUUCUGGGCAACCUGGACAUCAGCGUGACAGAGAGUGACCUGAGGAGGGUGUUUGAUAGGUUCGGGGUGAUUACAGAGGUGGACAUAAAGAGGGCAGCGCGAGGACAGAGCAACACCUACGGAUUCAUCAAGUUUGAGAACCUUGACAUGGCUCAUCGUGCCAAAAUAGCAAUGUCGGGGAAAAUUGUGGGCCACAGCCCGAUUAAAAUCGGCUAUGGUAAACCCACACCCACGACCAGGCUGUGGGUGGGGGGGCUUGGACCCUGGGUUCCACUUGCCGCACUGGCUAAGGAGUUUGAUCGCUUUGGAACCAUCAGAACUAUAGACUACAGGAAGGGCGAGGCGUGGGCUUACAUCCAGUAUGAAAGUUUGGACGCUGCUCAGGCUGCUUGUACUCACAUGAGGGGCUUCCCUCUCGGCGGCCCCGACAGGAGACUCAGGGUGGACUUUGCAGACACAGAGCACCGCUACCAGCAGCAACAGUUUGUGCAGCUUCCCCUCCCACUGCCACACUAUGACUUAGUCCCAGAGCCCUUUGCCCACUGUUUGACUGACCCAGUGAGAGUCAGAGAGAGAUCCCCUCCCCUCCCUCCUCACUUCAGAGACAGAGAUCUGUACCCACCAGCCGAAUGGGCUGGCCUGGGUGUCCACGACAGGAUCCGUGGAGCAGGCUUUGAUCCCGUAGAUCGCCUGGAGAGGCGUCUGCGUGAGCCCUGGUCAGUAGAACACGAGCGGGAGUUACAAAACAGAGAUCUGAGCCGCAAAAGGAGACAAGUGGGCGAUGGCUGGUGGCUGGAGCGUUCACCUGACAGCAGUGACUAUGGUCUGCCCCGUCACGUCAGCUCACUAGAGCGGAGCCCUGGAGGCGGCAGUCGAGAUGGGGGGCGGUACAGUGACCUUGAGCGCCUGCCUCGCCCCGGAAGACCCUCCCCCAUCAGAGAGCAGCAAAACAGUAAGGACGGUGGCUUUGGAGAUAAGAGAAGGAGAACACUUAGCCCAACUGGGCCGAGCCCAGACAAGGACCACAAACGCAAAGCCAGUGACUCCUCUAAGAGCCCAGCAAAGAAGGAGGACCGUGCUGAACAACCUUCCUCCUCCUCAAAGUCUCACCAGCAGUGCAAGGCAGCAACAGGAGGACAAAAGCUAAGUCAGGUCUGGCAGGGCGCCCUCCUACUGAAGAACAGCAGCUUUCCCACAUCACUGCACCUACUGGAGGGGGACGUGGCAGUGGCUACCAGUCUUCUGGUGGACGGCUCUACAGGCGGUCAAGUGUCCCAGCUAAAGAUCAGCCAGCGCCUGCGCUUGGACCAGCCGAAGCUGGAUGAGGUCUCUCGUCGCAUUAAGGCCAACGGCUCCAGUGGAUACUGCAUCCUACUGGCCAUGCCUGGUAAGGAAGAAGAGGCCCAGGACACCGGCAGCUCUAUGGAGAGACCACUGAAGAACCUGGUGUCCUACCUGAUGCAGAAGGAGGCGGCGGGCAUCAUCAGCCUCCCCGUGGGGGGCAACCGCGACAAAGAUCACGGAGGAGUCCUUCACACUUUCCCCCCUUGCGAUUUCUCAAAGCAGUUCUUGGAUGCCUCUGCCAAAGCCUUUACCAAAGCAGAGGAUGACUAUAUGGUGGUGAUCAUUAUCAGAGGAGCAGCAUGAAAAAAAAAAGAAAAAAAAAAGUGCCAAUUAUGCAAUGUGUCUUUUGUGAACUGUUGAACUGUGAAUUGGGGAAAAACAGGGGAAGUUCUUGCAUUGGAGCCUGCGUCUAAUCCUUUUAAAGGUUUAUAGAAAUGAAAGCCGCAUUGAAUUUAACAAAUUUUUUGCUAAAUUCAUUUCCUUGAUAAUUAAAUAAUUUGAGGUCACAUGCCACAUUUGUUUGCUACUUAGUCGUCAGGUAAAUGUAAAUUACUUGAAGGGGUUCUCUGCUGAAAGAGCAAGUCACAGUCAUUCAUUCAUUCGAUUCUUUUAUAUAAUUUAAUCCAGUGGCAAAUGAUAAGAAACUAAAUAAGAAAACAGCGUUUAGUUUGUAGUAAAAUGAUGCUUGCAGUGCAGAUGGUCUACCACAAAAUGAUGUUUUUUUUCUUGCUUGAGGAAAAUGAUCUAUUUGCUCUAAAGCUUUACCCAAAUGUCAAAGUAUGCACAUUGCUGUUUUUGUCAAGUUUGGCAACUUCUACUUAAAGUUAGACAUUUUUUAUUUUAUUUUUGAACAGCAGAAUAAUCAUAUUUGUCAGCCUGGUUUCUGGUGGUUUUGAAAUACUUCAUCAACAUUAUAAGAUUCAGUGUACAAUACAUUGCAGUAAUGUCAGUGUCACAUCUACAGGUUUAUGAGACGUCGUUGGUAAAAUGAAUGCAGUUAUUCGUGUGUGUGUGUGUGUGUGUGUGUUCUUUUUUUUUGACUAAGCAUCCAUUUGCACGAUUAGUGGACACAAGUAGCAAGAACCUGUUCAUUGUAAUGCAUUUUCAGGUCACUCACACACAGAGAGUUUUCAACUGUUUAUUUUUGACUCCAUGCUUAACACGUGUCUACAUUGGGCUGCAUUUUAAUUGGAGAUAAUAUCCUGGACUAUUCUCUUUAAUCCUUUGUUACAAAGAAGAGCAAAAAAUGGAACCAUCAAAAAGGUUUUCCUUAAAUUGACGUUGAUAUAUACAAAAGAAAUACAAAUUAAUUUCCUGUUGGUCAACAGUUAAAGAAAGUCGCUUUAGUAUUUACAAAAUUGAACAUCUCAAAGCUUUGCUGCGUUUAAUAAAUAUAAAUAAUAAAUUGCAGCCAGGUCCCUUAUUUUGAAGGGCAGUCUAUGAAUACAGGGGUUCCCUCUGCUUGUGUCCUUUCCCUUUGUUUCAGUCGCGUCACGUUUCAUUUGGAUAAACGACUGUGGGUUCAUUUCGACUGUAAACCUUUGUUCUCGUAUGUACUGUUAAAGAAAACAUGAUGUGACCUAUAAAUGAAGAGUCAUACGUACGCCAUAACCAAUCAGACGUCAAUCAUUAGAACACCGUGCUAUGAUCUCAGUGGACUCUUGUGUUACGCCACCUUCCUCUGAUAUUGAUUUAUUCAUCUCAUGAUUGCUGUGUUUUCAAAUGGAAGAAAAAGAAAUGUUUGGUUUUUUUUGUGCUGUAAACUCAGGAUAUCUGGAGAGAGACGUGGAGAACAUCGGUGCUCGUGGGCCUAAGACGUUUACCUAACUGUCAGAAAAAAAACACACAAAGUGCAACAUGCACUUGAUAGAUUUUGUCUCAAUAAAUUUACUCUUUCGUGGGAAACACAAGUGCCUUGGAAGACAGCUUUUGUGACCUUUUCUGUUCUCUUGGAAUUGUCUAUCAAACUAAAGGCUUUAUCACUUUGACAGCAGGAGCUUUCCCUCCCUCCCUCCCUCCCCCCCCCGGCAGAGAGGAGAGGAAGUGUGAGAAUGGAAGUUUUGUGUUUUUCAUUUGUCCAGUGACCGAUUUUGUAAGAUUUGACCGUUACUGUUACAUGCUUGUGUCGGUGCGUCCGCAAAAGGCAAACCUAGAGUCGCUGUGACUCUCCAGAUGUGUGGCGUAUUCCUCAGUCACCUCUGGCCCGUGUGAGCGGAGGCGUGGCUGAGACACGGCGGAGCUUUCAUCCCUCUGGUUGGUCACCAAAGUCACUGUGGUUGUCUCCAGACCCUGAACAGGAGCACAGCAGCAUCUCAAGGCCCUGACCGUCUUUCUCGUCUGGCCCCGGCUGAGUCCCGAUGGUUCAGCAUCUGUGGGCAGCUUGAGAAGGAAGUUUCUUUUAUUUGUUAAGGUGUUUAUUCUUGCAUUUGGAUUUUUUGACGAACGUCUCUGCUAGGGCCAGACUGUCGGAGUAAGAUUUUUUUGUGAAGCGUGAGACCGCGAGAUCUGCUGUAUUUGCCGUGAAAAGGAAGAGAAGAACGCGCAACAGAGGAGAAACAGUUUCCUGUGCAGGGGAAACCCUUAAUUUUUAGUUCAUAUGUUGAUGUCAUUAUGUACAUAAAACAGAUUCUGUGCAAAAUGUGCACAUGAAACCAAAAAAAAGGAUGAGUCAGGAUGUUGCUCAAGAUCAAGAUGGCGUCACCACCGCUUCUUCUCAUCAGUGCUUUGUCUCAGAACUGUCGUGAGGAGCGUCGCCUCAGUCCCAGGUGUCCACAUCCUGCCUCGGCGGGGGAUUCAAAGGUUCCUCGAAGGUUUGAGGCCAAAAGGGUUGAAGUCUCACCUUUUGAAGUCCAAAGUAUUUCAGGUCAUUGCCACAGCUCAGGAGCAGAGAAGAAGGAAAACCUGUUGUCCCCCCAUGUUACACUACACCUCGGUGAGUACAAUUUAGAUUUGCACUUAUACAUAUUUUUAUAUUUAUACAUGCAAAGCUUUAUGUAAAGAUUGUAAAUGAAAUUAAAUGUUUUCUUGAAUAAAGAGUGCUAUACUUGAAAAACCCA